CCAUUAAUGUCUUCAGGAGAAAACCACACAUUUUUUUUUAAUAGUUGCAAAAGAAUGAUGGUGUUCUUUGGCUACGGUAUACUUCUGUGCUUUACUUUCACUGAAUAUUUUGUUUCUGGGAGGAAUUUAGGGACACAUUUAUAUUCUGCAGAAGAACGUAACCUUUUCAGAGGUAGCAGAGCAAAAAGAGCAUUGGAUAUAGGCAGCUACUGUGAGAAACGUGGCUGUUGUCAGAACAGGAAUGAUGACUGCAGUGUCUGGUACUUCCAAAAAAAUUCAACAUGCUACUGUGAUAAAUUCUGUGAUCAGGAACCAGUAGGACAUGCAGAUUGUUGUCCAGACUUUUGGCUGGUUUGCAGUGACAUGAAUUUACAAAAUCCUCCAACACCAAACACUCCAUCUUUAGAAAAUGGAUGCACUGCUGAUGGAACCUACUAUGAAGAUAAAGCCAUUAUAAGGGAAAACUGCAAUUACUGUACCUGUCUUGGUGGUCAGUGGAAAUGCACUCAAUAUAUCUGUCUUGUUCAGACAGACCUAAUUGAAGAUAUCAAUGCAGGAGAUUUUGGAUGGAAGGCAGGGAACCAUAGUGAUUUUUGGGGCAUGACUUUAGACAAAGGAUUUGAAGAUCGACUUGGCACUUUCCCUCCAUCCCCUGCUUUACUAAGCAUGAAUGAAAUGGCUGGUCGAGUCUCAUUUGAUGAGGAAUUGCCAUUGUUUUUUAUUGCAUCAUAUAAAUGGCCACAGUACAUACAUGGACCAUUGGAUCAGAAGAAUUGUGCAGCAUCGUGGGCAUUUUCAACUGCAAGUGUUGCUGCGGACCGAAUAGCAAUUCACUCACAGGGACAUUUUACAUCCAACCUGUCUCCACAAAAUUUGAUUUCCUGUGACACUCACAAUCAUAAUGGAUGCCAUGGAGGAAACAUAGAUAGCGCUUGGUGGUUCCUGAGAAAACGUGGGCUGGUAUCACAUUCAUGUUACCCAUAUGUAAUGGAUAAGAAUGAUGCAUAUGUUCCUUGCAACAUGUCAAGCAUUUCUGACAAGCGUGGAAAAAGUCACCCAACAGCAAAAUGUCCUAAUCGGUUAGAAGAUUCAAAUUACAUCUAUCAGUGCAGCCCCCCUUACAGAGUACCUUCCAGUGAAAGGGAAAUAAUGAAGGAAAUUAUGGAAAAUGGCCCUGUGCAAGCGGUGAUGACAGUUCAUGAAGAUUUUUUCCUUUAUAAAACUGGGAUCUACAAACACACCGGUGCGGCACAAAAUAAAUCAGAAAGACAUCAAAAGAAUGGCACCCAUUCUGUCAAAAUUGUUGGGUGGGGUGCUACUGGUGGUACAGAUAGAAGACACAAAUUCUGGAUUGCAGCUAAUUCAUGGGGAAGAAAGUGGGGGGAGAAUGGAUAUUUCAGAAUACUGCGUGGAGAAAAUGAAUGUGGAAUUGAAGACCUGAUAAUAGCUGCUUGGGGCAGUGUAACACCGGCUGGUGAAUUUGAGUAAGAUACCUGGGCAAUA
This is a messenger RNA of Spea bombifrons (plains spadefoot toad), 1503 nucleotides long. RefSeq names its product tubulointerstitial nephritis antigen (gene TINAG). Gene Ontology annotation, molecular function: cysteine-type peptidase activity. Bases 7 to 1488 code for a protein of 493 amino acids. The transcript is spliced from 11 exons. The record is from RefSeq and is a predicted model, not a curated record. Gene Ontology annotation, cellular component: lysosome. Gene Ontology annotation, biological process: proteolysis. Lineage: Eukaryota; Metazoa; Chordata; Amphibia; Anura; Pelobatidae.